AUGAAAUUGACCAACAAUGCGAUAGAUUACAUACACUGGGACAAUCCCAACGAACUCGUGGAUCGUUUGAGAUUGUUGGAGGCGUCUCGUCGCGCGGGAAACGACUCGCAUGACAACGAGUUUUUGUCCAUCAUCGAGGAGCUUCGCGAGGCGGGACUGGAGAAGAGACCGCGGGGUGCGGAUCCGCGCGAGAUAGAGGACUUGAGAAAAGAUCUGGAGAAAUUUCGCAAAGAAGUGGGAGAGGCGAUUGAGACUCUGAGAACAAACGCGUACGAUCGAUUAGUACAGUUAGAGAAUGUGUGCACGGAACAGAUAAAAAAACCGUGCGAGAAGGCAGCCAAAGUGGACAUGAGCAUCGAGAAGAGAAAGCUCGCAGAGGAGCUGCACGCGCCCGCGCGACGCAACUUUCCGCGCAGACGAGUCGUCGUGCGCGGUUACGACGAUCUGUGGCAGGCCGACGUGGUCGAGAUGCGCUCUUACGUUCGUCAGAACAAAGGUCGCAACUACAUUCUCACAGUCAUCGAUGUGUUGAGCAAGUACGCGUGGGCGUUGCUGCUUAAGAGCAAGAGCGGCAAAGAGGUCGCUGGGGCGUUCGCGAAGAUCUUUCGCACCGACGAUCGUUGUCCGACGAAUCUGCAAACCGAUUGCGGCAAGGAGUUCUACAACGCGGAUGUGGAAAAUCUGAUGCAUCGGCACGGCGUCAAUCACUACUCCACAUAUUCUGUUAUGAAAGCGUCGGUGGUUAAGCGUUUCAAUCGCACGCUCAAGAACAACAUGUGGAAAAUGUUUACGCUAAACGGAUCGUAUCGCUGGAUCGACGAUCUGCAGCGACUUGUAGCGGAGUACAACGCGCGCAAGCAUCGCACCAUCGGCGCGCGGCCGAUCGACGUAACGCCGGCUUCGAGCGAGCGACUCCUGUGCACGGUGUACAGCAACGUCAAAAUCGCAGGACCGGCGCGAUUCAGAGUCGGCGAUCCUGUGCGCGUGAGCAAGUACAAAACUAUCUUUGCGAAGGGUUAUACUCCAAACUGGACCACCGAGGUGUUCCGCGUUAAAAAGAUGCAACAAACUUCACCAGCGACCUACCUGCUCGAGGAUUAUCGCGGUGAACCAAUAGCCGGUGGAUUUUAUGAGCACGAGUUGCACGCGGUUAAACAUCCGGAUGUGUAUCUCGUAGAAAAGGUUCUGCGUCGUCGAGGCAACGAAGUGUUGGUCAAGUNGUUGGGACUAAACAAUUCACACAAUUCCUGGAUAAAUAAGAACAAUGUGGUCUAA
This is a messenger RNA of Pseudomyrmex gracilis, 1275 nucleotides long. RefSeq lists its product as uncharacterized. The coding region runs from base 1 to 1275 and encodes 424 amino acids. Gene Ontology annotation, molecular function: nucleic acid binding. The record is from RefSeq and is a predicted model, not a curated record. Gene Ontology annotation, biological process: DNA integration. Lineage: Eukaryota; Metazoa; Arthropoda; Insecta; Hymenoptera; Formicidae. The transcript has 3 exons.